Parnassius mnemosyne (clouded apollo) is the source of this 1461-nucleotide messenger RNA. Lineage: Eukaryota; Metazoa; Arthropoda; Insecta; Lepidoptera; Papilionidae. The record is from the annotation of a GenBank genome assembly.
AUGGAGCUAGAAACCGUUUGUCGGACUUGUUUGGGGAAAACAACCCUAAACCCUUUAUUUUCGAAUUCAACCGAUCGAUACUCAAAAGAUAUUUACUUAAUUUCUGGUGUUAAGAUUGAAUAUAACGACGGUUUCCCACAGAACCUGUGCUUGAACUGUGUGAGCUCCCUUAAUGAUGCUAUUAAAUUUAGAGAGCUAUGUAUAACCACAGAAAGUCACUUAUUAAAAUUUAAAAAUGGAAUACAUGACAAAGUUAUAGAAAGACAACUAGAAACUGAAUUUAAAGUUGAAACACUUCCAGAUGAACAUGUGGAGAUUAAACAAGAGAAUGAUGAAACAAAGGAUGAAGAUGACAAACCUUUAAAGUCUAUGAUAGAAAUGGUAAACUCAUUUGAUGACUUUAAGCUUGAUAUCUCUGAAAAUACAAUUAAGACACACUCUGAAACGUCAAUAAAAUGUGAAAGUAAUGGUGACUUAAUCUCAGAUGUUUCAAAUGUUCUUAAUGAAAAAACUGUUCAUUCCCAAGAUAGCACAAAAGAAUUAAAAAACGAAAACACUCAAAAUCAUAUUGAAAAAGGUAAUACAGAAACAAGACAUAAUACUGAACCACAAUUAAGACAGAAACGAGUGACAUGCAAGAUAUGUCAGAAAAAUCUAUCGAUAAGGAGCAUAGCUGUGCAUAUGAACAAGUGUCACCCAGGAACUGACGAGAGGAAGGUCAAGUGUGAGCUGUGUGAUAAAUUUGUAUUGAGAGACAGAUUACGAAUACAUCAGUUGAAGAUGCACGGCCCAGAUUUAAAAAUAUGUGCGCACUGUAAACUACAAUUCGACAGCAAGCAAACACUGCUGAAACAUGUCUCAACAUGUUCUGCUAAGAAGAAAAGGAAAAAAUAUGAAUCGGGUAGGAAGUUGACAGAGUGCGACGUGUGUCACAAGGAGAUGCAGAGGGGGAGUUUGCGUUUGCAUAAGGCGGUCAAACACGCCGGCCUUGGACCAGUUUGUGAGCACUGCGGACGUCGCUUCGGCAACAAGUUGCGUCUGCUGGAGCACUGCCGCGCGCGCCACGGACACGACAAGUUCCAGUGCGGCUCCUGCCACUUCCAGAGCGCCAGCCUGCUCGCCAUGACGAACCACGAGAGACGUCACCGCGGCGAGAAGCCGUUUGUGUGCGAGCGGUGCGGAGCGAACUUCCAUGCAGCCUACCUACUCGCACAGCACAAGCACUCGCACCGCACAGAGAGACCAUACACGUGUUCGCAGUGCCCGGCGCGGUUCAAGGCCAACAACUCUCUGCACAUGCACCGCAUCAAUGUACACGGCGGCCAGAGGGGCAAGCGGGGCAAAGGGAGCAAGAAGGGCGCGGGGGAUACUCGGGGCACAGGGGACACGGGAGACACUAGGAUCACAGAGGACACUCGAGACGUGGGUGAUGCUCGGGGGAUAACACAGGAGACACGAUAG